AUGGAUAACACCAUCCCCCUAACAGAUGCACAAAAGGCGUUGCUAGAGGGGUGCGACAAGGCUGCGGUUGUGAAGCUCGUGGGGGCGCGCAUGUGGUGGCGGCGGAGGAAGUGGGGGAAGGUGGUGCAGGAACUCGAUGCCAAAAAGAAACGUGUGAGGAAGACCCCGUCAUCUAAAACACGGGGAAAGAAGAGGAGAACGAACGUCAUGGAGGCUGGUGACGGGGAUGUUGAAACGAUGGGUAGUGAUGGAGCUGGAACUGGACAAACAGAGCCGGAACGUAAUGCUGGACCCGACCUCAAGGAGAACGAAGCGCAGUCUGUGGGUGCCAGCGGCAACGAGGAUGAGGAUGUGGGUGAUGAGGGCAAAGAGGGAGAUGAGGGGAACGAGGGUGAUGCAGAAUACGUUGAGGAAACUGAGGGGCUUAAGACCACGGAGGCGACACAACAGCGUGACUAUUCUGAUGCUGAAGAAUCCGAAUCGGCGCAGUCCGCGAGCAAGGGCGAGAGCGAUGAGGGACAGGCAAAAACGAAGACCGUCGAACAUGUUCUAUCUAGAGCGCAGAAUGCAACAAAAAGGGGCAACGAUAAACCCCUUGACGUGGAGGGUGAUGACCCGCUGGUCGCCUUGCGCGCAUCCCCCGAGGGGUCACGAAACCCUACCAAGGAGGUGACCGUGUCGCGGGCCGUGUUUGAUAGUCUUAAGCGGGCGCAAGAUGACAACGCUAAGACCGUGGCUCGUCUGGAAGAAAUAUUGCUGAAAGCCUUGGCAAAGAGUCCUGUUGGGUCACAUCGUCGGAAAGCGGAGAAGCAGAGAGAUCCUGGACUCGGGUGUGCCAACCCGAAACGUCGCCGUGUGGAGGCGCGCAGUGACGCUUCCGAAGGCGACGAGGAUGACGAGAGUGAUGAUUCGCGCCGGCACCAUAUGAGGUCAUCGAGGUCGCCUGUGCUGCAGAGCGCACUUGAUCUGCUCCCUGCUGACAAGGCGUGGAAGCGCAUAUGCGACCUAGUGAGGGUCUACCUGUUUCUGAGCAAGCCGUUCGCAACGAUGACGUUUUACCAGAGUAGCGACGACAAAACCGACGGGGUGUGUGCGGUUUUGGACCGUCUGCCCUACAGUUACGCAUGUCUGGCCCUGGCUGCAGACAAGUCACGUCGCGCUGAUUUCAACAAGACGUUGAGCGAGUGGAAGACCCGUGCUGCAGCGCGAGUUAGAGAUAUUGCGCUUCCCAAGCUCGGGUUGUUCCGAGACGAGAGAGAUGCUUCGAGCCCAUGGGCACUGGAGAAGGAGCGCAGCGCAGAGAAGAUUCGGGGACGCAUAGGGCUGGCCGGUGAGGGAGAAGAAACUCUUGCCCUUUCAAACUGGAGCAACGACCGCCAAGGCAUGCCAUUUGCAUCUGCUGCCUUUGUCGCGUGCGCCAAGGCCGCCUUCAAGCCGAAGAAGCCAGGAGUUCCUCUCACGCUGAAUGUGUACCACUUGGCCUGGCUCGAGCACGUGGUCACGGAUGCUGUCAUGUAUUGGGAGGAGCGCAAAGGCCGCCUUUCCAACUCUGCUGGUGGCAACGGCCACGUCGUCAAUAGGCUCAAGGUGCUCGCCAAAGGAGCUGUUGAGAGGGCUAUUGGUGUUUUCAAUCCCGAAUGGGAUGCUGAGCGUCAGGCCUGGAUAUCGGGGCGCCACGGUAUGCUUCUUCGGUUAGUGGUCUCGAAGGGAUGA
Messenger RNA from Closterium sp. Naga37s-1, 1713 nucleotides. Lineage: Eukaryota; Viridiplantae; Streptophyta; Zygnematophyceae; Desmidiales; Closteriaceae. The record is from the annotation of a GenBank genome assembly.